Molecule: messenger RNA, 421 nt
Organism: Drosophila erecta
Lineage: Eukaryota; Metazoa; Arthropoda; Insecta; Diptera; Drosophilidae
Exons: 2
Coding region: 1-345 (114 amino acids)
Source: RefSeq, a predicted model, not a curated record
AUGGUAAGCCAUCGACUUCAGAAGCUUCGCCUUUGGGUAUUCAGUUUAAUACUUAUGGCCAUUUGUCUGGCCGCUCGAGCAGAUGUCUCCCAGUUGGUGAGAUCUGGCAAUGGAUUUGUUUACGAUGUACCCAAAGUCGCGGAACUGGAGCUGGAGGUGAACAACGAGUUUCCCACGGGCGAGGAGUUCCCCCAGGAUGCCAUCCCAGUGGCUCCAUCCGAUGCCGAACUGGGCCAGGCGGAAGAUCUGGAGGAACCAGUGGAACCAGCAGCAUCCAGCAUCACUGCCUCAAAGAAAAUCGAUGGAUACAAAUACCAGGUGCCCAGUCGGCGCUUCAAGAGCUAAAUACCCACCCUAAUAAGUCCAAUUUGUACCAAAGUUUCGUAAAGAUAAUAAACAAUAAAAUCAAAUCGAGAUCCAA